Camelus dromedarius (Arabian camel) is the source of this 1421-nucleotide messenger RNA. RefSeq names its product phospholipid phosphatase 6 (gene PLPP6). Gene Ontology annotation, molecular function: sphingosine-1-phosphate phosphatase activity. Bases 12 to 986 code for a protein of 324 amino acids. The record is from RefSeq and is a predicted model, not a curated record. The transcript has a single exon. Lineage: Eukaryota; Metazoa; Chordata; Mammalia; Artiodactyla; Camelidae.
GCCCCUCCAGGAUGGCAGUGCGGAAGCGGAAGAGGCUGCAAGGCCGGGAAGCCUCUCCUGAGGCCAGCGGGGUCCUGCGGUCCGGGCCGCCCGCCGUGAUGUCGAGCCCCCGGAGGAACGUCGAGGGACGCCCGCUGGGUACCUGCGCCCCCAGCAGCAGCAGCAGCAAUUCCGUCAGCCCAGCCCACGGCGGCGGCGGCGGCAGCAGGUUCGAGUUUCAAUCCCUGCUCAGCAGCCGCGCGCUGGGCACCGACCCCACCUGCGGCCGGCUCCGCGCGUCCGAGAGCCCGGUGCACCGCCGCGGCUCGUUCCCUCCCGCCGGGGCAGGCCCCUCGCAGGCGUCCCCGCCCCCGCCGCCCGAGGAAGACCGCAUGGACCUCAACCCGUCCUUCCUGGGCAUCGCCCUGCGCUCCCUGCUGGCCAUCGACCUGUGGCUGUCUAAGAAGCUGGGGGUGUGCGCGGGGGAGAGCUCGUCCUGGGGCAGCGUGCGGCCCCUUAUGAAGCUGCUGGAGAUCUCGGGACACGGCAUCCUCUGGCUGCUGGGCACCCUCUACUGCCUGUCCAGGAGCGACAGCUGGGCCGGGCGCGAGGUGCUGAUGAACCUGCUCUUCGCCCUACUGUUGGACCUGCUGCUGGUGGCCUUGAUCAAGGGGCUGGUCCGCAGGCGCCGCCCGGCCCACAACCAGAUGGACAUGUUUUUCACCCUUUCGGUGGACAAGUACUCCUUCCCUUCCGGCCAUGCCACCAGGGCCGCCCUGGUGUCGCGGUUCAUCCUGAACCACCUGGUGCUGGCCAUUCCGCUGAGGGUGCUGGUGGUACUGUGGACUCUCAUCUUGGGCCUCUCCAGGAUCAUGCUGGGGCGGCACAAUGUCACCGACGUGGCUUUUGGCUUUUUUCUGGGUUACAUGCAGUAUUGCAUCGUGGACUAUUGCUGGCUCUCACCGCACAAUGCUCCGGUCCUCUUUGUACUGUGGAACCAACAGUGACACCAUCUCAUUCAUUAUGGCACCAGGAGAUCUGGAGGUCUCCACAUGUGAUGAUGCUGACAUAAACCAGCAGCCAUCCUGCUUGCCCCUCUAAGGAAAUUUCAGGUUUCCUUUGGGAUUUCAGGUGUCCUACCAUCUUGAUGGGUUGCUAGGCUGGAGCACGUGCUGGCCAUUACUGAUCACAGCCAUAUUGUAGAAAGCAAAAAAACAAACAAAAACCCUUUUAUUAUAUACUUAUUCAACAACUGUUUAUAUCUCCAGGACAACUGCAAAGAAACCAAGUUGGGGUGAUUAUAAUGUUGCUUCUUUUUAAAAGUUGACAUCAGUAAAUUUUGUGUUUUGUAGUAAUCUCAUGAGUCAACACAUCACUGGUAAAUUGAACUUUGAAAAAAAAAAUCAUCAUCAUUCUGUAAAUAUACAUGCAGGUGAGCCACA